UUUGAAUUCCUCAAUCAUCUCCUCCUUUUUGAGCUCUUUGCCGCCUCUCUCUCUCUCUCUCUCUAAAACCCUCGCAAUGGCAGCAGAGGGAUCAACAGAGCUCUCCUUCGAGCUCAAGUUGUAGAUUCUUCUCCGAUCGAUCGAUCGUCGUCGAGAUUCUAGGUUCUUGAUUGAUGCUGAGAUCUCGCCGCUGAUCGAGCGGAUCUCGGAUACAGGGAAGGUGAAGUGGAGCUUUGAUUAGGUCAACACAUUUGAGGGUGAGAGAGAAGUUGUUUUCCCCAAAAAUGGAGCAAUAUGAGGUAUUGGAGCAGAUUGGGAAAGGUGCAUUUGGUUCUGCUCUCCUCGUGAGGCAUAAGAUGGAGAAGAAGAGGUACGUCUUGAAGAAGAUUCGCCUUGCUCGACAGACCGACAGGUGUCGGAGGUCUGCUCAUCAGGAGAUGGAACUUAUUUCCAAAGUGAGGAACCCAUUUAUUGUGGAAUACAAGGAUUCUUGGGUAGAAAAGGGCUGUUAUGUAUGCAUUAUCAUCGGUUAUUGUGAGGGAGGGGAUAUGGCUGAAGCAAUAAAAAAGGCAAAUGGAACUCUUUUCUCAGAAGAGAAGCUUUGCAAGUGGCUAGUGCAGCUCCUUAUGGCUCUAGAUUACUUGCAUAUGAACCAUAUUCUUCAUCGCGAUGUUAAGUGUUCAAACAUUUUCUUGACAAGAGAUCAGAGCAUACGCCUUGGUGACUUUGGGCUUGCUAAAAUGUUAACCUCAGAUGAUCUAGCCUCUUCUGUUGUAGGAACUCCUAGUUACAUGUGCCCAGAGCUUCUUGCUGAUAUACCAUAUGGUUCUAAGUCUGAUAUUUGGUCAUUAGGAUGUUGUAUAUAUGAGAUGACUGCCUUGAGGCCUGCAUUUAAAGCAUUCGAUAUGCAAGGUCUAAUAAACAAAAUUACCAAGUCAAUAGUUGCUCCUCUUCCAUGUUCAUAUUCUGGUGCUUUUCGAGGACUGAUUAAAAGCAUGCUCCGGAAAAAUCCAGAACAUAGGCCUAGCGCUGCAGAACUGCUUACGCAUCCACACCUGCAACCAUAUGUGCUACAAGUUAAUCUAAAGUGCAGCCCCACUUACAACUCUCUUCCAGUCCCACACCCUAUUAGUAGUCACAUAAAGAAAAUCAGAUUUUCGGAUGAUGAUGAAGACUCAGUGUGCAAGAGUAAGGAGAAGAGACAUUCUUUGGGUAAUGAGAGGAUCUUGAAACAGGACCGACCUGCAACUGAGCGAGAUUCUAUAAGCUCUACUAGAAGCAUAAAAUAUUAUCCACGUUUGAACCAAGGGAUGAAAGACUUGUCAGUUGGCAGCAGUCGAGUUGGAGAGUCAGUUGUUUCUAAAGUGACUAAUGUUAAGCCGACUGUUACUAGGACUCCUAGAUACACUCCCUCGAAAAACUUUACUACUCCCAGGAAGCAAGUGGAGCCAGCAAAAGUCGUGCAUACUGGACCAAAUCGCAAAUCUCUACAGCCAUCAAGAACUCCAGUUGACAGAUUAGCCCGCCCAAACCGAAGGGCAUCACUUCCCUUAUCUACAUUUGAGACCCCCGGUCGCCGCAACACCAGCAUUCUCCAAAGAAUGGAGUCUCCUGAUGUUUCCGUAAACGCCCCUAGAAUAGAUAGGAUGGCUGAAUUUCCAUUAGCUUCAUCGGAGGACCCCUUGCUCUCCAUUCGCAAGAUCACUUCAGCUCAUGGCUCAUGUUCCACAACCCCACAAUGUGGUGAUCGGUCCAUAACAAAGGACAAGUGUACGAUCCAGAUUUUCAGAGCAGAUGGAGAGAACGGAAGUGACUCUUCAGGUAGAAAUCAUGGUGCUGGUGAUGCCUCGAGUCGAGGAUCAUCAGAUUCAAGGCGAAGGUUUGACACUUCAUCGUAUCAGCAGAGAGCGGAGGCUUUGGAGGGAUUGCUUGAGUUUAGUGCUCAGCUUUUGCAGCAGGAGAGGUUCGAUGAACUUGGGGUGUUGUUGAAGCCUUUCGGUCCUGAGAAAGUGUCGCCAAGGGAAACGGCUAUUUGGCUCACAAAGAGCUUUAAGGAGACAACCUGACUGUUGAAUCCCUAAAGAUACUCUCUUUUUAGGUUUCAGUCUAUGAUGUUAGAAGAUAGUUAACUGAAGUUGGAGCUUGUAGCAGGCAGGUGAUAUGUUAGUGGUUCUAGCUGUAGACGUUGAUGUAAAUUUUGCCGUUCUUGCCUGUAUACUACAAGUUUCGGCCAUUUUGCUUGAACAUGAUCCAUAUGAAAUGGAGAUGGGAGUUAGGUUA
Messenger RNA from Asparagus officinalis (garden asparagus), 2280 nucleotides. Its product is annotated as serine/threonine-protein kinase Nek2-like. NCBI's taxonomy places the organism in Eukaryota, Viridiplantae, Streptophyta, Magnoliopsida, Asparagales, Asparagaceae. The transcript is spliced from 15 exons. Gene Ontology annotation, biological process: protein phosphorylation. Bases 285 to 2066 code for a protein of 593 amino acids. The record is from RefSeq and is a predicted model, not a curated record. Gene Ontology annotation, molecular function: ATP binding; protein kinase activity.